Messenger RNA from Peniophora sp. CBMAI 1063, 1929 nucleotides. The record is from the annotation of a GenBank genome assembly. Lineage: Eukaryota; Fungi; Basidiomycota; Agaricomycetes; Russulales; Peniophoraceae.
AUGGCUACGCUCCGUUACACAAACUUCAAGCAUGGCGAGCCAGCUGAGCCUGUUGAACUCACUUGCACGACAGCAAAGCUCACGAAUCUCGUCGACGUCUUUCCGCAGCAUCCGCGAUAUGAAGCGUGUGCACCGUCAGACCAUAACCUUGGGUAUCGGGAGGGCGACGGGAAUCACCCUCUGACAAUUGCUGCCCCAUACCUCCCAUAUGCAGAUACCGUGGACUACCCACCGGUAGGCUAUGAACCGGCUGCUUUCAAGGCGAGGGAUUAUCUCAAAGCGUUUGAAAAUCAAGUGGACUGGAGGACAUUGCGUGGUCCUGAUGUUGAUGUUGUCGCCUAUAAGUUUAUAGAGCGCGCUCGCUCGCAGCAUGGGCUAUCUUUGGAUAGCAUUGACGAGUUUUUGCUCGAUUACGAUCAGGAGUCUGCGAGAAAGGUGCUCUCGAAAUACGCGCAGAGAGAUCCGCCGUCCUGGGCGCAUAUUGGUGGGCAACAAGACGAUCAGCUUCUGGACCACACACCCCGGCGAUCCCCACAAUCCGACGAACAUCUCGACGAAGGGACCAAGAAGUUAUGCCUCAUAUGCAAGACAUUCUAUUGUCUACGCCAUACGGACGAGUAUUACAACUGUAAAGAGCCUAAGUGCAAGUCGUAUAUACUUGGUUGCGGCCGCCCACACCAUCGCCAUAUCACGCAACGCCAAUACCUGCCUCAGUCGAUUGCGAAGCGCACCGAAAACGAAAUACGUGCGGCGUCUUUAAACCAAGCACCGUCUGAUUUCAGUUGCGCUGCACCUUGCUUCAUGACAAUGACGCGAGACGAUCAGAACGUAACGCGAAAGCGACUUCAAGACGAACCAUGGUCGGAGGAAGAACGAGAGGGGUUGCUGACCACAUUACAAAACUACGGGCCGGACGAGUCUCCGUGUACAAUUGGGCGCCUCAUCGGACAACCGUGCAUCGAUAUAUGGUUGCUGCGAUGCGAUCUGAUCGAAGAAGGCAAGCUCUCAUUUACGCCGGCGGCAGGCGACAGGGAGUCGAUGGAUAGGACCGGUAUCCCGGUCUAUGACUCUGAUGAACCUUGCUGGAAUGACGAUAGUAAGGGAGUGAGACUUAACGCCGUUCCCCGACCAUGCAAUCACGUCGGACCAUGUCAGGAAUCCGACGAUUGUGUGUGCCGACGUGCUGGGUUCCAUUGCUCGUCGCUGUGCCGUUGCGAAUCGGACUGUUGUAUGCGUUGGAAAGGCUGUGGUUGUGCACAGCAUGGAUCGCCAUGCCAUGCACCAGGAAACAACAACUUUCAUUGCCCUUGUGCGGAGGGGGGUCGGGAGUGUGAGGUUGGCACGUGCAUCGGCUGCAAACCCUCGGUUAACUGCAAGAACAUGGUGAUACAGUUCGCUAAGCGUCCGCGACUCGAGGUCAAGAUGGGCAAGUAUGGACUAGGGACAUUCGCUCUAGAACAUAUCAAGAAGGGACGCUUCAUUGGAGAGUAUACCACCGAGGUGAACAUACUGGAGCAUGAUGCACAUAAAGUACACGCACGCAAACACGUCGAACUCAAUUACUCGUAUGACACGACAUUCGGCACUGCUGAGAACCCCAAAUCGCAGAGACGAAAGGGAAGGAACAAGGCCACGAGCUCAGCGUCAACCUCAACCCAGCCGCUGGAGUUACCGUUCUACACGUAUGAUGCCGCUCGCAUCGGAAGUGUCAUGCGGUACAUAAACGAUAGCUAUCCUCGCAAGAAGCAUAACGUGGAAGCCCGAUACCUGUUCGCACAGGGAGAGCAGCACAUCGCCAUAUUUGCCAAGGACGCUAUCAAAGUGGGACAAGAGCUCUUCUUGGACUACGGCAGACCCUACUGGCAUCAUAAGGACGAUGAGAUAGCUGAUGCCGAUGCUGACGUCGAAGACGAAGAUGGUGAGGUAUGA